AUGGGUUCAACAUCGCAAGUGACUGAAGCAGGUGAACACCGGCUGAAAUUCACUAUAGACCCUCCUCUUCCUACCUCUGAAGACUCCAUUUUCCAUUCAAGCCGAGUCAGUACACCUCAUUCCAACAUGUCAGACAGCGAUGAUAAUAACAGCAAUGAAUUAGCACUGCAAGGGUUUGAGCGAUUUCGAGAAAACAGCGUCAACUCGAUCGAGACACCAUCAUCACCUACCAUGCCCAACAGCCCACCUCCCAGCGACUCAAUUGCAGAGUAUUGUGCUGAAUCACUGUAUAGUUACAGUUUCACGCCACUUUCCCGAGUAAACAAAGCAGCAAAGAUCAAGCGACAAAUUUUGAGUCGAGGCAUGGAUUACAUGCAACGUAUACGGUGGAGAACGGGCGAAAGAGAUACAGGCAGACGAUUCUCUCAACCAGACAUUGGUGUCUUGGAUCAAACGCACGAUUGGGUCGAGGAUAACGAGGCAAAUGUACCAUUACAUUCCACCACGGGCGUAUCAGCGCAAACUGCACAGCUCAAGACAUGUCCAUCGCUCAAUGACAUUGCCUCCUCUAAUCACCAUGGUGACUACGCCUGCAAUCCCAUCUCGCCCAUGACACCCUCUGCUCCUCCCAACACAGUAUCCACCUCACGGCGCAACUCCAGCGCUGCUUCUGCCAGCAAUUCUUCUAGUAAUCUAUUAACAGCAUCUGGCAACAAUGUCCCUCAAGAUGCCAACCAAACAGACGAUGACGGCUUUCAUUUUGGAAGAAGACAGACCAUUGAAGUGUUCAACAAUUUGCCGCCCAUUUAUGAAGUGCCUAAACCCAGCACCUCCAUGACUACAACAUCAGCACAGUACAUAAGAGCGUUACACGCACCAUCUCGAUUCUUACCUCAAAAUCAGGCCAUUUUAACUACGGACAGCGACGCCACCAUCUUGCUGUUCAAUGAUAUGGCUAGUUUGUGCUUUGGCAUUGAUAAAUCGUACAUUGGUAAAUCCAUAUUGGAUGCGUUGGAGGAACCUUUCAAGAAGCAGGUGCGCAACAUCCUCAAGAGACGAAAGAGCUUGACGAGUAUUGCAAGCCAGCUACCCGCACCUAUGCGAGAAGGUCGACUGGAGAAGGGCCUUGUGCUAGUGUGCGGUAUUGUGGUGCCUAUACGCAAGAUGAACGGGGAGACGUCUUCUGCAGCGUCGCUCUGGCUCAAGGAAAAGCUGACGGAAGAAGGAAAGAGUAUUUAUAUCUGGAUCUUUGAAGAAAUCUAUGAGACUUCACUAUCGACUAAAUUAGAUGAGAAGGGUAACGUGCUAGAGAUCAUUGGUACGACAAAGGAUUUAUUCGGCUACGAGCCCUCUGAAGUGAUUGGUAAGCCCAUUACACAACUGAUACCAGCAUUGUCCAACGGCAAUCUCGUCAAUCCCGGUGUCAAUUUGCGCAAAAUUGAUAAGCUUAAAUUCUACGGUGGUCGAUCCAAGUCGGGUGUCUGCUUUCCUACCAUGGUCAAUUCUGGAUCUGCAAUACCUGAUAUGAUAAAGAUUGUCUCGUUACCGUCCGUAGCUGGGUUGAUCACUGUACACAACACUGGCAAGAUUCAGAGCAUUAACCCUGUACCCGCUAAAUACCUGUUUGGCUACUCACCUGAUGCUUUGGUGGAGAAGUUCAACAUUGACCAAAUUAUCCCACAAUUUUCCAGUGUCGUGGCUGGCUUGCGUCGUUGCAAUCUGCUGCAGUUCUCCAGCACUGUCAACAAUCAUGCCUGCCGAUGGGCUCUAUCAGACAUGCAUUCCGCAGAGAAAUACAAGGCAAUGGAAGUGUCUCAAUCACUCAAGUCGCUGGAAAGACAACCCUCUGUCAGUGCCAAUGGACAAAUGCUGCCUACCAUUUUUGCUGUGCACAGAGAUGGCAGCCAGUUCGAAAUUCAACUGCAAUUGAGAUUGAUCGAGAGCGAGCAAGAGAACCUGAUCAGUAUCUGGGUGACCUAUGAUCGCAUCUAUGCUCUGAAGCGAGCCAAGAGACUGCAAGCACAAAAGCUCCCGCCAACACACUCAUUACCGCCUAAAACCAGCACGCAAAACUCGACUACCACGACACAAGUUCCUACCAAGAAGCUAGUACAAACAGAUCAGCAACACAUUUCUCACCCUCAUCCUUUAAGUCCCACCACACCCUCCAUCACUCUCAACCAAGGCGACGAGAAGCCCAUUUCUCCCUUGGACACGAGCACCCAGCAGCAACCCGACAAGGCAACAGAGAUGCCUAUCAUCACUAAAAAGAGGCCGCCUAUUCGACCUUACGGCAUUUCCUCAUUUGGCUCUGUAGACCAAAAGAAGGCGCUGUUUCCUAGUGGUUUCCUUGAACGAGAGGACAGUGGCAGCAGCGAUGGCCAUGACACACCCUCGCCGCAACACUCACCACACCAGGAAAAGCAGGUGGCAUCAUUGGAAAUCGAACGGCCAGAAAAGAAGAAGCCACCCCACCCUAUGGAUGCUUAUGCCAUCAUUGGCACUUUAGGUGAAGGAGCAUAUGGCACGGCUAAACUUGCCUACCGCAAAGAUGACAUAACAAAGACCAAAGUAGUGAUCAAGUUUAUUGCAAAAUCGAGGAUCAUCAUUGAUUCAUGGAUCAGAGAUCGCAAACUGGGAUUGAUACCCCUGGAGAUCCACAUUUUGAAAAAGCUGAAAGAGUGUCCGCAAGCCAACUGCUGUGCGUUGGAGACGUAUAUGGAAGAUGAGGACAAUUACUUUGUGGUCAUGAAGCUGCAUGGACUCAACAGCAUGGAUCUCUUUGACUACAUUGAGCUCAACGAACACAUCAAGGAGGACGAGAUCAGAAAUAUCUUCAAGCAAGUUGCACUGGCAGUGAAGCAUAUCCAAGAACUGAGGAUUGUGCAUCGUGAUAUCAAGGAUGAAAAUAUUCUUCUGGACGAAGACGGCUGUGUUCAUUUGAUUGAUUUUGGAAGUGCCGCCUAUUUUAGAAAGGGUAGAACUUUUGAUACGUUUGGUGGCACGUUAGAUUACUGUGCCCCUGAGAUACUGAAAGGCAUGCCUUACGAGGGCCCCGCACAAGACAUCUGGAGUUUAGGCACUCUGCUGUAUACACUGAUUUACAGGGAGAAUCCGUUCUACAAUGUGGAUGAAAUAAUGGAACACGAUCUGAGAAUACCGUUUGUUCUAUCCGAAGAUUCCUUGGACUUGAUCAAAAAGAUGCUGAAUCGAGAUGUAGAGAAGCGACUAACGAUUGAUGAGGUGCUGGCACAUCCUUGGCUGAAGUCAUGUACUUAG
Messenger RNA from Mucor velutinosus, 3279 nucleotides. RefSeq names its product threonyl-tRNA synthetase (gene MST1). The coding region runs from base 1 to 3279 and encodes 1092 amino acids. The transcript has 7 exons. Gene Ontology annotation, cellular component: cytosol; nucleus; cytoplasm. Gene Ontology annotation, molecular function: protein serine/threonine kinase activity; ATP binding. Lineage: Eukaryota; Fungi; Mucoromycota; Mucoromycetes; Mucorales; Mucoraceae. The record is from RefSeq and is a predicted model, not a curated record. Gene Ontology annotation, biological process: negative regulation of glycogen biosynthetic process; protein phosphorylation; intracellular signal transduction.